This is a messenger RNA of Cicer arietinum (chickpea), 863 nucleotides long. NCBI's taxonomy places the organism in Eukaryota, Viridiplantae, Streptophyta, Magnoliopsida, Fabales, Fabaceae. The record is from RefSeq and is a predicted model, not a curated record.
UUCCAAGCGUUACAUAAUUUCCUUAAGUUUCAUAUUUCAAUGUCCUCUCUUACAUUCUCUCUUUCUCAUAACACUAAAGAAAGAUAAAGGGAGAGAAAAGGGAGGUAUAUAUAUUGAUCAAACAUCAAAUUCAUAUACUUAGGAAUAUAACAAUAAAAUCAAACUGACCGGAUUGAGUUUUAAGAUUUGUAAAAGUGAGCAUCAAUAAUCAGAUUAAAUAAAAUCAGAGAUGGCAUUGGUCGCUCACCAGCAACCUAGAUCAUUAUAUGGAGCUGCAGGUUUGUAUAAUCAGAACGUUGGGCACAUUAGAACCAUACAUGAAAAGGAAAUGUGCGUAGCAAGGAGCAGGGAAAGGACCUCCCCUUCAUGGAAAGAACAGAAUAAUCGGUGUGUAGUUGUGAGCAAGCCACCUUCUCAAUCAUCGUGGUGGAAUGACAAAGAUAUGAAGAGAAAACGCAGAGUGGCCAAAUAUAAGCUUUAUGCAACUGAGGGUAGGCUCAAGUCUUCUCUCUGGAAAGGAUUAAGCUGUUUCAAGAUUACAUGCAAAAAAAUCGUCACCUAGCUUAAUGUAUGGAACGUAUGUGUAUGUGUUAGCUUUAUCUUGCACAUAAUAUAGGUUAUGGAUGCCAUAAUUCAUCAUUCUUUUCGAUAAGUAGCGCAUACAUAUGCGUUUUUGGGAGAGUUUGAUUUUCAUUUUAAUAUAUGAAGCUUGCAAGCUUCGUAUAUUUUGGUCAUAUGGAAAUUAGAUUCGUACUAUGCAUGUCUCCUUUUUCUAGCAUGAAGUGUCUAUAAGGAUUGCAUAUUUCUUUUAUUUUCUGUAUUUAGAUUAGUUCCAUAUUUUAUAAGAUAUGAUCCUUUUUCUA